This is a messenger RNA of Phycomyces blakesleeanus NRRL 1555(-), 711 nucleotides long. RefSeq lists its product as hypothetical. The record is from RefSeq and is a predicted model, not a curated record. Bases 1 to 711 code for a protein of 236 amino acids. The transcript has 8 exons. NCBI's taxonomy places the organism in Eukaryota, Fungi, Mucoromycota, Mucoromycetes, Mucorales, Phycomycetaceae.
AUGCUAAAAGCUGCUUAUGUUCAGAAACGACCCCAAUCGAGUAUUAAUAUUGAAGUUGAUGAGUCUGUAUUUGCAGAUUUGAAUAAAAACAAAACGAGAAGGCUUUCUGAGAAAAGAAGAUUCGAUAAGAUUCUGUCAGUUGAAGAGCGUCUCGCUUUAUCCUCAAUUAAAAUAUCAAAUCAAGUAAAGCUUCCUGAAUACCAAUUACCUAAUAACAGCCAUUCUUUGAUAAAAAAUUGGAAGAAGGCUCUCAAUGACAAAGUGGACGUGUUUUUACAAAAACCUCCUCCUACAAACAGAGAAGAAAUGAUAAUUGCCAAUAUUCUCUCUACCUUAGAUACUUCUUCUUUCUCGUUGCUAGAAGGAGUGCCCAAGGAGUACCUUACGACACGCCCGGACAUCAUAAUAAUUUGUUAUGAACGUGUUGAAGUGGGCUGUGGAGAGGUUAAGCCUCCUAAAAAAAGCAGAGAUCUUAUAGACAUUGACAGAGCAAGAAUAGCCGAAAUCUGCAAAAGGCAAUUACACCUUCGCCUUCAAACAAGUUCAUCAACCAAAGAACAUUGUACAUUUGGAAUACUUGUUGGAGAAAUAGGAAUGUUGUUGAUGUGGUAUUUUGAAAUUGAAAAGAAAUACUUUAUCGAUUAUGAUACAGAACGUCUCUCUUUGAACCUUUUUGGCGUAGGACACUUAGGUGCAUUAGAGAUUGGUUAA